AUGGCUCCUGGAUUCCACUUCUGGGUCCUGGUCUGCUGGUUGGUGGUAACUAUGGCAGAAGGACAAGAUGUCCCCACCCCUUCUGAGGGCUCACCAAAUAACGUGAACCCUACAGACUGCCAGAUCUUCACACUCACCCCUCCGCCGCCCUCCACAAGGAAGCCUACCUUAACCAGGGUCCAACCCAACCCGAGGACACCCCGGUGGGUGUGGCUUUAUUUUCUGCCAAGAAGGCCCGGCUUCUACCCGAGGCCUCCUAACGGACCUUUCCUCCUUCCAAACCACAACCACCGCUUCCCAUUGUCCCGUCCUUUCUUCCCGACACGAGGUGGACCGAAUGCUGGGAGGUACUUCCCCGGAGGACUGCUCCAGAGUAGAAGCUCAUCUGAGGAAAGCGUAGAGAAGUGAG
Molecule: messenger RNA, 409 nt
Organism: Peromyscus eremicus (cactus mouse)
Lineage: Eukaryota; Metazoa; Chordata; Mammalia; Rodentia; Cricetidae
Gene: Odaph
Product: odontogenesis associated phosphoprotein
Exons: 2
Coding region: 1-408 (135 amino acids)
Biological process (GO): positive regulation of enamel mineralization
Source: RefSeq, a predicted model, not a curated record